AUGUUCGCCAGCCACGACUAUCACGACAAACGCGACGAUGACCUUCGCAAGCGACCCUCACAGGCGUGGUGGUCAUGGGCCACCAUUAUGCGCCUGCGCCGUCGCCGCCUGGCAAUGGGCGUGCUAGGAGCUUUUCUGGUCUGGCUGUUCAUCCACAACAUUCCUACCGACCUGGGCAGCGUGGACCAGCGCAUGGGCCGUCCUCUACGGCCCGGUCACCGUGUCGGAGGUGUCGAGUUUGGCUACAUACCACCCGCCCGUCCUGCGCAACCGAACAGCCAUCCGAACCCUGCCUCCAACAAAGAGCCUACUGGGCCUCCGCCCAAGUCUCAAGCCGCCGGCCCGCAUGAAGACCACUAUUAUGCCGGGCCCGUCAGAUUCUACAAGUUGGCAAAGACUAUCCAGUCCAUUGCGCGCACCAUGGGUCACCGAAAAGACAAUAGGAAUGUCUUGUUCGCCGCCUCGAACCUCAAGAGUGCCGCCAACCUGCUGCCCAUGGCCUGCGAGAUGGCUCGCAUAGACAAGAACUUUGUGCAUUUCACCCUUGUUGGUCGGGAGGCCAUUCCUCUAGAGGAGGUGCUUGAAAUAAAUGCUGUCGAUGGCGACUCUUGUGACAUAUUCUUCCACGAUGCCCGAUGCGACUACUCCGAGUACAGCACAGAUGCUCGUGCAGAAGCCUCCGUAGUCGGUGCUCUGGGCCACAUCAACACGUACAUGCAUCCACAAGCCAUCAUCAUUGACGAUUCUUCGGUCGAGGAUGCCUUCUUUAUCAGAGGUCUGCGCUCAAAGCUUGCCAAUCUAGCUACUCCACUUAUCGAGAUUCCCAAGGGAAACUAUGAGGACUUCUUGUGGAUGACACGCCUCGACAGCGGCGGCUUGGCCUCGUGGCACAAGCCUAGCGUAAACAUUCUCAUCCAUGCCCAGCCCCAUUCAUCUGGCUCACUCCUACGUCUUUUGCAUUCCAUCAAGACUGCCGACUACUCUGGUCUCUCCCACCCGGAAAUCACCAUUGACCUUCCUCCGGAUGUUGAGUCUUUUGCACGCGAUUACCUUAGAGACUUCGAGUGGCCUCCGCACCAGGACCCGACUGGCCCACGCCAACGCAAUGUCAAAGUGCACCAUCGCAUCUCUACUGCAAAGACUACCACCGAGAACAAUGCACUCCGAUUUCUCGAAUCCUUCUAUCCUGUUGACCCUGACCAUUCUCACGUCUUGCUGCUCUCUACCCAGGCUGAGCUCUCGCCUCUGUACUAUCAAUAUCUGAUGUACCAUGUACUGCAACAUCGCUACGCAGCAUAUGGCUCGGACGACGGAGACAACCUCUUCGGCAUCGUGCUCGCCGCCCCUGAUACCUACCUCAAUGGUACAAGUCCCUUCCGCACCUUGAGCCUUUCUGACACCGAAAGAAAGUCCAAGGACUCGGAGGAUCUGGCCGCACCCUUCCUGUGGCAAGCGCCUAACUCUGAUGCCGCUCUUAUCUUCGGUGAUAUCUGGGCCGAAGUGCACGAUUAUCUGAAGAACCGCCUUCGUGCUGCCCAUGACGCGUCGUCCGUACACCAACCACCUACUAAGCGUGCCAAGCUUGUUUCUGAAACACAACCUGGAUGGCUCGAAUACAUGCUGGAGUUGAUGAGAGCCAGAGGUUGGAGAAACCAUUAUCCUGCUCAACUGGACGCAGGCGCAUGGGCGACCGUACACCGAGACUUGUUCCAGAAGCCGGAAGAAUAUAUGAGCACACCUCAAAAGAUCGACGAACUCAAGGAAACAAAAGAGGAAGACAAGGCUGGUGAAGAGGAACCAUUCCUCCGCGCAGAAUCAGCCGCAGCACAGAUUCGUCGCCAGGAAGAAUAUCUCGGACAGAAGGAACGUGAUAUGCUCCAGCACUCUCAGCCGUUACAUGUCCUGUUGCCAUACGAGACCGACCUCACCGAAAUCGGUCAUCUUCCAGCUCUAGAGUAUAGCGGACAAAAGAUAGAGCGCGAAGAAUUUGGGAAGCUGGCAACAGAGUUCAGGCCACUGCUGAGAGCACAAGUCGGUGGUUGCAAUGCCGCAGAAGCUUCUAACGAUCGCAAGUAUGAUCUAGGCAAGACUGAUGACCUCUUCUGCUUCAUCGGGCAACCAGACUUGGAAGAAGUGGAUGCAAGCGAAAAGACUGCCAAAGCCAUUCUCGGCGACCAUAUCUCUGAGCCCGCAUCUUAUGCCGUAACAGAUGUCAAGGAGUCCAAACCUGUCGCUGAGGAGGAGAAGCCAAUAGGAGAGCAAACUCUGGACUCUGCGGCGAAACAGAAGCUGGCGCACAUGAAGGCAGAGAAACCUGUCAUCAAGCAGGUCAACCAGGAAGACACAGAGACAGAGACCGAGAAGGCACAGGUGCCUCCAGUAGAUGGCCCCUCUCGUAAACAUGGAGGGGGUACAUUGAAGGCGGUGGUGGAAGAUCUGGGGCCUCCGAAAGUGAAGAGCGGCGGCGCCUGA
Aureobasidium pullulans EXF-150 is the source of this 2472-nucleotide messenger RNA. RefSeq lists its product as uncharacterized. The coding region runs from base 1 to 2472 and encodes 823 amino acids. The transcript has a single exon. The record is from RefSeq and is a predicted model, not a curated record. NCBI's taxonomy places the organism in Eukaryota, Fungi, Ascomycota, Dothideomycetes, Dothideales, Saccotheciaceae.